Malania oleifera is the source of this 1242-nucleotide messenger RNA. Its product is annotated as GTP-binding protein YPTM2. The transcript is spliced from 8 exons. NCBI's taxonomy places the organism in Eukaryota, Viridiplantae, Streptophyta, Magnoliopsida, Santalales, Ximeniaceae. The coding region runs from base 314 to 925 and encodes 203 amino acids. Gene Ontology annotation, molecular function: GTPase activity; GTP binding. The record is from RefSeq and is a predicted model, not a curated record.
GUGGCAAUCGGAUGUUCCUUCCGCUACAUCACGCCUCUCUCUGUCUCUCUCUCUCUCUCUCUUUCAUUUUUCUCUGUAAAAUGGUCCUUCCCUCUCUGGCUCUCUUGUUAUAUUCCCCACUUUCUCGGCCGUUUCUCCAAACGCUCUUAUAAAGUCUCUCCCUCCAUCUCCUGUCUCCUUCCCUCCAUCUUCUCUCUCCUUGUUGCCUUCUCCGGCGACCGACCUCGAUUACUCCCGCGCUCGCCGGACACCUCGUCAUCCGGCACCUGCACCCUACAUCUUGUGACUCGACCGAUCUCAACAGCGGAUAAUCAUGAAUCCUGAAUAUGACUAUCUGUUCAAGCUUUUGCUGAUUGGAGACUCUGGUGUUGGAAAAUCAUGCCUUCUCUUGAGGUUUGCUGAUGAUUCAUAUCUGGAGAGUUACAUUAGUACCAUUGGAGUUGACUUUAAAAUCCGCACGGUGGAACAGGACGGGAAAACCAUUAAACUGCAAAUUUGGGAUACUGCAGGGCAAGAACGUUUUAGGACAAUCACCAGCAGCUACUAUCGUGGGGCACAUGGCAUUAUUGUGGUCUAUGAUGUAACGGACCAAGAAAGUUUCAAUAACGUCAAGCAAUGGUUGAAUGAAAUCGACCGCUAUGCAAGCGAGAAUGUAAACAAGCUAUUAGUUGGGAACAAGUGUGACCUGACAGCAAACAAAGUUGUGUCCUAUGAGACGGCUAAGGCAUUCGCUGAUGAAAUUGGGAUCCCAUUCAUGGAAACAAGUGCUAAAAAUGCAACCAAUGUUGAGCAGGCUUUCAUGGCCAUGGCUGCUGAAAUUAAGAACCGGAUGGCAAGCCAACCAGCAAUGAACAAUGCCAGGCCUCCAACUGUGCAAAUCCGAGGGCAACCAAUCAACCAGAAAUCUGGCUGCUGCUCUUCUUGAAGGGCAAAAUGUAUUGGUCUGCUCGUGAUGCCUGCCUGUGUUCGAUGUGGCAUGUAAAAGUAGUUCUCUCUCACCAUAAUGCUUUGAAUGAAGAAUACUGUUCAUCAUGAUUUUCCUUAUCAGUUGUUUCAGCACCUCCGUUAGAACUACCAUUCUUUCAAUGUAUUUUGAUUUAAAAAAAAUGUCUGUACAAAUUAGGAAUAUUGGUGAAUAGCAUUAUUUGCCUUGUUCUAUUUUCCAUUCACUACUGUCCUUCCAUCUUCUAUGUUCACAGAAUCUGUGUUAUGCAUGCAAUUAAAAUUUUCAUAGUUAUCUGA